This is a messenger RNA of Etheostoma spectabile (orangethroat darter), 1077 nucleotides long. RefSeq lists its product as uncharacterized. Bases 75 to 1049 code for a protein of 324 amino acids. Lineage: Eukaryota; Metazoa; Chordata; Actinopteri; Perciformes; Percidae. The transcript has 8 exons. The record is from RefSeq and is a predicted model, not a curated record.
UCACACAGACAGACCCAGUCACACUCAGCUGCCAGGCUCCUUCACAUCCCACUUUGUCAGAGUGUUAUUUUCGUAUGGUGAGAGGACAACCUGGCCGACGUUUCCCUUGUCGGCACACGCUGACAGGAAGUGAGCUGCUGAGGCUCUCCAAUCAGAGUUCACCUGCUGAGGUUCAAGUGACGUGCUUUUACCUUCACGUGUCUCAGUCUCCGGACAGUGAUCUCUCCUCCAUCAUCAUUCGAACUCUUCUUCCACCGACCCUGACAGUGAGUCCAGCGGUGAUCAACGAGACCGACUCAGUCACCCUGAACUGUCUCACUCCUUCAUCUGUUUCUGUGUCUCUGUGUUAUUUCUUCACUCUAAGUGGAGGAACUGUCAGAGAGCUCUCAUGUCUGCAGACGCUGACAGGACGUGAGCUGCUGAAGACGGCCCAUCAGAGUCCCCCCGCUGGCGUUCAGCUGACGUGUUUCUACACUGUAAAGGUUGGAGAGAAAAAUUAUCCAUCGCCACACAGUGACACAUCGUCCAUCUCCAUACACAGGAGGACUGUUGGUACAACAAGUACCACUGGUACAAGUAUCUCUACUUUCCCACCAUCAGUGAACCCAGCAGCAGCCUGGUCUACCAAAGAGGAUGAUUUAGCUGUUAGCAAGCUACCCCAGUCCAGCCCAUGGGAGGACUGUUGGUACAACAAGUACCACUGGAACAAGUAUCUCUACUUUCCCACCGUCAGUGAAACCAGCAGCAGAACACAGCUUCCUGUUUUUCUUCAUGUUGUGGAAGCCAAACUGUUUCAGACUCGUAUCGUUGCAGAAGCGGUGGUUCUGAAGUGUGUAGCAGCCGCGGCUGGCUGUGGAGUCACGGUGGGCGUCCUCUUGCUUGUUUCUGCAACCCUCUGCAGCAAAAGAAGAACUGCAGGUUCUGAAGAAGUAAAAAGACUAGAGCCUCAAAACGAGAAUUGUGACACAUACCAUAUGUACUCCAUCAUCGCUGAGCCAGCUGCCUCAGGCCUGAAGGGUAGGGUGUACAGCACGGUGCAGCCACACUGACACCUGGAAGAGAGGCAGACCCCCUCCA